Molecule: messenger RNA, 3833 nt
Organism: Mustela lutreola (European mink)
Lineage: Eukaryota; Metazoa; Chordata; Mammalia; Carnivora; Mustelidae
Gene: TSC22D2
Product: TSC22 domain family member 2
Exons: 4
Coding region: 13-2379 (788 amino acids)
Biological process (GO): regulation of transcription by RNA polymerase II
Source: RefSeq, a predicted model, not a curated record
GCUUUCCUCACCAUGUCCAAGAUGCCGGCCAAGAAGAAGAGCUGCUUCCAGAUCACUAGUGUCACCACGGCCCAGGUGGCCACUAGCAUCACCGAGGACACUGAGAGCCUGGACGACCCGGACGAGUCACGUACAGAGGACGUCUCCUCCGAGAUAUUCGACGUUUCUCGGGCUACGGAUUAUGGCCCUGAGGAGGUCUGCGAGCGCAGCUCCUCGGAAGAGACGCUGAACAAUGUUGGGGAUGCGGAGACUCCCGGGACCGUCUCCCCAAACCUCCUCCUGGACGGGCAGCUGGCGGCCGCGGCGGCUGCUCCCGCCAACGGAGGAGGAGCCGUUUCGGCCCGGAGCGUGGCUGGGGCGCUGGCCAGUACCCUGGUGGCGGCCGCCACCUCGGUCCCCUCCUCCGGGGCACCUGGUGCCCCGCCGGUCGCGGGCUCGUCUGCCGGGCCAGGGACCGCAGCCGCAUCACAGCCCCCCACCACUUGUAGUUCCCGUUUUCGGGUGAUCAAGCUGGACCACGGGAGCGGGGAGCCCUACCGCCGCGGCCGAUGGACGUGUAUGGAAUACUAUGAGCGGGAUUCAGACAGCAGCGUCCUGACCAGGUCCGGGGAUUGCAUUAGGCACAGCAAUACUUUCGACCAGACUGCGGAACGGGACAGCGGCCUGGGCGCCACCGGAGGGUCGGUGGUGGUGGUGGUGGCCUCCAUGCAGGGGGCGCAUGGGCCCGACUCGGGAACUGACAGUUCCUUGACUGCUGUGUCACAGCUACCCCCGUCGGAGAAAAUGAGCCAGCUCGCCCCGGCCCAGCCGCAGAGUUUUGGCGUUGGGCAGCCACAGCCACAGCCACCGCCGCCCGUAGGUGGGGCUGUGGUUCAAAGCGCGGCUCCAGUGCCGCCGUUCCCGGGAGCCGCGACCGGGCCGCAGCAAAUGAUGGCAGCCCCGCAGCCGAGCCAGCCCCAGGGAACGGGCCCCGGCGUCCUCCCGCAGGGGCCCAACGGACAGGGGUUGCAGCUGACGAAUGUAACCCUGACGCAGCCCGGCGUGGCCCUGCCGCAGCAGCCCGGCCCAGCCGUCAGCGCUCCUGCGACGCAGCAGCCCCAGCCGUUCGCGUACCCCCAGCCUCAGCUACCGCCCGGACACUUGCUGCCAGUCCAGCCCGCGGGUCAGAGUGAGUACCUACCGCAGCACGUGGCCGGCCUGCAGCCACCUAGCCCCGCGCAGCCCUCCUCCACCGGCGCCGGAGCGAGCCUUGCCACGGCUGCCAGCCUUCCAGUGGGCACGGGCCAGAAUGCCGCCUCGGUGGGGGCGCAGAUAAUGGGCGUGUCUUCCUUGCCCAGUGAAGUUGUGGCCCCGGGGCCGGGACCCGCGCCGGGCGGACAGGCCGCGCCUGGUCAGCCGGCCGGAGUGCCCUUGGCUGCUGUGGGAUGCGCCGUGCCGCCGGGCCUGGUUCCCCCUGGGACCGGGCAGCCCCAGUCCGUGCCUCCGCCGCAGAUGGGUGGCAGUGGUGCGCCGUCAGCCGUGCCUGGCGGCCCCCACGCCGUGCUGCCCGGAGUUCCAAACGUGCCUGCAGCCGUGCCCGCUCCAAGCGUGCCUAGUGUGUCUACCACCUCUGUUACUAUGCCAAAUGUACCCGCGCCUCUGGUCCAGCCGCAGCAGCUGAGCAGCCAUACGCCAGUCAGCAGGAGCAGCAGCAUAAUCCAGCAUGUUGGGCUGCCCUUAGCGCAAGGCACACCCAGUGCACCAACAAGUCUACCACAGUCUGACCUAAGCCAGUUUCAGACUCAGACCCAACCUUCAGUCGGGCAAGUUGACGAUACUAGAAGAAAAUCAGAACCCCUACCUCAACCACCACUUUCUCUCGUUGCUGAAAAUAAGCCUGUUGUGAAGCCUCCUGUUGCAGAUGCCCUGGCAAACCCCCUUCAGUUAACACCUAUGAACAGUCUGGCCACCUCUGUAUUCAGCAUAGCUAUUCCUGUUGAUGGUGAUGAAGACAGGAAUCCUUCAACUGCUUUCUACCAAGCGUUCCAUUUGAACACGUUUCAGGAAUCAAAGAACCUCUGGGAUAGUGCAUCUGGGGGAGGUGGUGUAGCCAUUGACAACAAAAUAGAACAAGCAAUGGAUCUGGUGAAAAGCCAUUUGAUGUAUGCAGUAAGAGAAGAAGUGGAAGUUCUAAAGGAACAAAUAAAAGAAUUAGUUGAAAGAAACUCUUUACUUGAACGAGAAAAUGCACUGUUAAAAUCUCUUUCCAACAAUGAUCAAUUAUCCCAGCUCCCAGCCCAACAGGCCAAUCCUGGUAGCACUUCUCAACAGCAAGCAGUGAUAGCACAGCCUCCGCAGCCAGCGCAACCUCCACAGCAGCCGAAUGUCUCCUCAGCAUAAAGCUUUCUUGCCUCAUUAAGAAAAAAACUGAAAGCAAUCUAUCCUUGUGUGCCACUGGUAUUCUUUCCACUUUAUACGAAAGCAAGUAGCCAUGCUUCGGUUGUGUGUUUGGCCUUUUCAGUAUUAGACAAUCAUUCUACAGGAGCUUUUCCUCCCUUUGAGAUGUCAUGCAGCGCUGUUGGUGUCCCGUUUUAUGUCAUCAGUACACGAGGAGUAUAAUAGAUGGGGUUUAUUAAAGCAAGCAAAGUCUGCAUUUUACCUGGUGCGCAUGAGUGGGGUCUUUUAAGAGCUUUGGUGGCUCUCGUUUUUCCUGUCAUCCAUGGAUUUACCCUGAGCCUUCCUAUCACAUUCUAAAUAACAGUUCAUCUAAAGAGCCACUUUUCUUUCAAUACCAGUAACAUUUGCCUACGUAAGUUUUCAUUUAUUUGUGUUUUAUUUAUUACAGGGCUGCUAUUUUCAUAAUGUACAUGAACAAUGUCACAGAACUUUUUUAAUUUUUUUUUGAAUAAUUAUAAGUGUCAGUAAAGAAUUUGAAAGACAGGAUUGCAUUUAAUAGAUAAAACGUUUAGGCAAUAAUUGAACAAAAGAAUCCUGGCAUAUUUCUAACACUAAUGGCAAUUUACCUUCGGUAUUUAUUUUCAGUAGUAAAGACCCAGCUUGAAUGUAAAUUUUGUAUAGUGUAAGUAUGAAGAACAUAGUGCAACUGUACAGGUAGUCACCAGUUAUUGUGAUAUAAUAAAUAAUUGGGCUAUUUUGAUGAAGAAAACUUUGUUCAUUUGUUUCUACUUUCUAAUAGAGAAAUUGCCACGAUUCCUCUGCUUUUUGACAUUUCGUAUGACUUUCUUUUUUCGGGUGGGAAUAAAAAGCUGUGAAAUUGUUCAACCUACUUUGUAACCAAAGAAGCAAAGCUGUGUAAUGGAGUUUUUUUUAUAAUGCACAUUCUUUAUGUAUUUUUAUUUAGUGUUUUCUCGGUCACAAUUUUCUUUGCUGUCUAGCAUGAUCUGCAUGACCUAUAAUCUUUGAACCACUUUCGUACCUCAUGUUUUUAUCCAGCACUCUUAUUGUAAUAUGUACUAGUCUGUGAACAAUGUCAAAUAAAAAAGAACGAACAGGUAGUAUGGUGGAGCUGAGCUAGUGUACUAUACACUAGUUGUAAAAAAAAAAAAAAAAAAAAAUGAAGUGAGCCAUCUUUUGUUCAUUUAAAAUGGUGUUUUGAAUUUCGUAUGCAGAAAACGUUUUGUUACAUUGCAGAUUUUAAUGUAUUUAAUAAAUGCAACAUGCAGAUUAAGUGCAGUGUAUACUGAGUAUUUAAAUUAAAAUGUACAUUUCAUAAAUACAGUUUCAAGAGAAAGCAUCAUUUUGUGUAUACUAACACAUUAAGUGUAUGUCAGAAAUUGAUGUAUAAAUAUAUAUUUUAACACAUUUUCUGAAAUUAAACUGCAGUUUUGUUGAAA